Rosa chinensis is the source of this 1251-nucleotide messenger RNA. RefSeq lists its product as uncharacterized. NCBI's taxonomy places the organism in Eukaryota, Viridiplantae, Streptophyta, Magnoliopsida, Rosales, Rosaceae. The transcript has 6 exons. The coding region runs from base 54 to 680 and encodes 208 amino acids. The record is from RefSeq and is a predicted model, not a curated record. Gene Ontology annotation, molecular function: ubiquitin protein ligase activity. Gene Ontology annotation, biological process: DNA repair; mRNA splicing, via spliceosome. Gene Ontology annotation, cellular component: Prp19 complex; cytoplasm; U2-type catalytic step 1 spliceosome.
GUAAUAUAUGAGAUAUCAGCAAAACAAGGAAAUACAGUCCUGAUUCCUGAACCAUGUCCUUCCAGCUUCACAAUUGGCAAAGGGAUCCAACAAAACAAGGAAACACACUUCUGAACACUGAUGUUUAUGCAUAUGGGUCUCUCUGUUGGACUACUAAGACAAGCUACAUAUACCACAACUCAUCUUGGAUCAUUCAGGUUGAUGUUUUCACCAACUCUUCCAGAGCAUGUGCUGCUUUUAUUUCUAAUAUGGACUACAAUAAUGACAAAAGAGUAGUAUUUCAUUAUGUGUCAUAUCAUUUCAUAUGGACUAAGUCUGCUGCAUCAUUUCGUUGCCUAUUUAUGAUUUUUAGGGAUGAGAAAACUGAUCAAGAUGAAAUUGGCCGAAAGCAGAGGAGGCAGGAAACUACAAUUAAAACUCUAAUUCAGACUAUCCGGGACCAUCUUCCAAGAGCUGCAAUUGUUGGAAGACCAAAUGUUGUCUUUGAGUCAUCACUUGUUACCGUACAUGCCACAAGUAACUACUUCAUGACUGCAUCUCUUGAUAGUACAUGGUGCUUUUACGAUUUCUCUUCUGGGUUAUGUUUGACACAGGUUUUAUCUGGCUUAGAAAGACAUGCCAUAAGUUUGAUAUAUAUUCCCCUACAAAUGCCAACUCAAAAGUUUGUAAAAGUAUACUGACAAGACAAGAGAUGGGAUAUCGCCUUUAGCUCUAUCAAAAAUCAGUUGGCAGGUUAGUUUUGUCCUUUCUGGUUUUUCACAGUUGUUCUAUGAUGUUUGAAAUUCUUUGUAGUCAUACUGGACUGAUGCUUGUUGUGGUAAGGUAGUACCUAAUAGUAUAGAUAGUAAGAAAUGUUAUCUCUGAAGAAAUUGUUCAUCUUUCGAUGGCUAUGAUUAUGGAAAAUAAGUGCACUUAUGUACAGUGGGAAACAAGAGAGCUAGCUAUAGUGGGAAUGCUGUCAAUUGAUUGAAACUAGAAGUGUUCAGAGUAUGUGGUUUUUCAGUUUUCCAUGUUUUGACCCUUCAAAUUCAUAUGUGGUUGACUAGUAAUUCUUAGGCAUAACUUCUAUAUCUGGGUGAUGUUAAAUGUUCAUUAUAUGAUUGAGAGGAUAAAUUAAAUUCAUUAGUUCUGUUUCCAUAGCUCCAAAAGUAGGUUCUUUCUGUAAGAUCAUUUAUUGCUGAAGAAGUUAUAUGUUCUAUCUAUUAGAGAUCCUAGUUACUCCCGGAUAGAAGUAAGAAUGCAUCAUGCAUC